UGAACAAGGCCCUAUAGUCAGCCAUAUGAGGGGUCUUGGAGGAAAAAAGUGCAUUCCACUGCCCACAUUUGGGUACAAACACAGACUGCUUUUACAAUAACAUAUAAUAACCGACUAACUAAAAUUGCUGAGCUAGGCUGCUUUUUGCAGCUGACAAGACGUGACGCUAACCGGUGUGUUGCUGUCAUUGGCAACGGUAAACAAAGUCUUUUAUUUAUGAUCUUCCCGAGUGACACCUGCAGCGUUUAUGUGUAAAAACUGGAUCAUUAAAACUUCAGACAAGAGAGAUGGCAGCUCCUAAAACUAACCCAGAGUCCAAGAAAGUCUGCAACUUUGUAGCUCAGGAUGAGAUAUGGAGAACUCGUAUUAUUUCUGAGCUGGAGGCUGCAAAGAAAUGGCCACAUGACUGGGGGUUCUUGAAAACAUCUUACCAAGAGUUAGUAGGUGAAGACGCUGCACCACAGCAGAGGAAGAAGAUAGAGCUGCCAGAACAUCUCCGGGUGCGAGCAGUGACCCCAGUGGAAAAAUACAUUCAGGUGAAGCCAUCCCCUCCAGUUCCUCAAACUACCCAAAAAUUAGUUGGCUGGCGUUCAACAGUACCAGGCCUGGAGCUUGAAUGCUACAAAGAAUCCAGAAGAGGAAAAUAUAGUUUUGUCAAGCAAAUGAACUGGCCAAUUGAGUCUAUAGAUUAGAUAUACCACUGUGCAUAUAGCUAGAAAUAUAUACAAAAUAAUAAAAUAAAUAAAUAAAACAGUGUACCUGUAGCUGAA
This is a messenger RNA of Protopterus annectens (West African lungfish), 770 nucleotides long. RefSeq names its product chromosome chr12.part0 C20orf85 homolog (gene CIMIP1). The transcript is spliced from 4 exons. The record is from RefSeq and is a predicted model, not a curated record. Lineage: Eukaryota; Metazoa; Chordata; Ceratodontiformes; Protopteridae. Bases 288 to 692 code for a protein of 134 amino acids.